AUGUCUACUCCUGGUCGCAUCGUAGAGUGGACCGCGAGCGACGGACGAAAAGGCAGGCUCACAGGCACCGGCAAACCACGACUUACUGCAGCCAGCCUUGCGAAGGUACCUUCUGAACGACAGCCGGCAAAGGAGCUAGCAGGUGCGAAGAAUACCCCAAAGAAAGCAGCUUCGACCAAGCCCGCCACUGAUGGAGAUAACUUGUGGGGUAACGAUGGGUGGGGUGACACCAAUGCAAAGAGCGAAUCGAAGAAGUCGAGCUCGAAGAAGGCCUCAAGUAACCAAGGUGAUGGAUGGGUCGUACAGGAAUCGGGCAAUGACACAAACGAUCCAUUUGCAGCCACCUGGGGUACUACUCCAGAUGCUACAGGUGGCGACGACAACAAAGAGAAGAAAGAUGAACCCGCAGCACCUUGGGAAGCUACGAAUGUCCCGGACAACAACACAGUCCCAGAAGAUGAUGGCAAGAAGGAUGGGGAGUCAAACGGAUGGACUAAAGAGCAAGAUGAAAAGCUGAUACAGCUGAAAACUAAAACUUCGAAAAGUUGGGCUCAGAUGGGCGAAGAGAUUGGUGGUAAGACAAAGCAAGAUUGCAUCGACCGUUUCAAAGAGAUCCAACCGAAGGGAUACAAGGCCAACGAGGCCAACCAAGGGGGUGGAGGCAAGAAGGGAAAGAAGGGGAAGAAAACAGAUCAACAUGAUGGAAACAACAAGGAUGACACGAAGAAAGAAGAGAAGAAGGAAGAGGAGACGGGGGAUGAUGGCGGUUUAUUGGGUCUCACGUUUGGAGAAGAUACUAGUAACGGCAAAGACGAGUCUGGCGACAAGAACAAUUCUGGGGACAAAGCACCCGAUGUAUGGGGCGGUACUGUAAGCUGGGACUAUGCUGGGGGAGAUGCUGCAGGUACUGGUACGAAUGCUUGGGAAACCCAAGUUGGAUGGGGCACUGGCGCCACUACGGGUGGUGAAGACGGCGCGAAUGAUGCUGCCGCGAGCUGGGACAAUAUCGGUGGAAACAACCGGAGUAAAGGGACGAACAACAACCAGAAAAACAACACCGGCGGCGGUGCCGGAGAUGCGAAAGCUUCAAGGCAGAAAGCCACUUCAAACAAAGUGCCUCCGCGAGCGUCCCCUCAGCCUAAUGCCAACAACGGCAACAACAACAACGCCCGCCCCAUCGCCGCUCGUCCUCUCGAACUCGAAGUCAAACCUGACGAUACGUUCUCCGCCGAUGACUUGCGUCUAGUCGCUCGCAUCUUACAACAAGAUUGCUCAAUGGUAUGGAAUAGGGUCAGCUGGCGAUUCAGGGACAAGACAGGCAGAACGCUUCAUCCUGAUGAAUUCGAGAAGAAGAUCACCGGGCGUCUAGAGGGUAAGGGCAGCGAGAAUGGUGAGCGGAGGCGGUAG
Molecule: messenger RNA, 1407 nt
Organism: Alternaria hordeiaustralica
Lineage: Eukaryota; Fungi; Ascomycota; Dothideomycetes; Pleosporales; Pleosporaceae
Exons: 1
Coding region: 1-1407 (468 amino acids)
Source: RefSeq, a predicted model, not a curated record